Daucus carota subsp. sativus is the source of this 2736-nucleotide messenger RNA. RefSeq names its product subtilisin-like protease SBT1.8. Gene Ontology annotation, molecular function: serine-type endopeptidase activity. The record is from RefSeq and is a predicted model, not a curated record. Lineage: Eukaryota; Viridiplantae; Streptophyta; Magnoliopsida; Apiales; Apiaceae. Gene Ontology annotation, biological process: proteolysis. Bases 143 to 2446 code for a protein of 767 amino acids. The transcript is spliced from 2 exons.
CAUACUUUCCAUCUUCUCUGACAGUUCACAGUUGCAGUUCCACCCACUGUCCUUUCCCUCCUUGAAUAUUAUACAUACACACACCUAUACACACAAAACAAAACAAACUCAUCUCUUGUUCUUCCCAUCUCCAUUCUUCUCAAUGGGGUGUGUAGCUUAUCUAUGCUUGUUCGUCGUUUUAUUACAGUGUUUCAGUUUCAACAAUGUUGUUGCGUCCAAACAGACUUACAUUGUUCACAUGAGACAUAAUGAGAAGCCCGAUGAGUUCGAGACGCAUCAUGAUUGGUACUCUUCGAGCCUCCAGGCGGUGUCGGAUUCCGGUGAGGCUUCGGAGGCGCUGUUGUAUAGCUAUACGACGGCGUAUCAUGGGUUUGCGGCGUCGUUGAGUGGUGAGGAAGUUGAGGCUCUGAGAAAAUCGAAUUCGGUGAUUAGUAUCGAACGGGAAAAUGUUUAUGAGUUGCAUACGACGAGGACGCCGGAGUUUUUGGGGUUGGAUAAGGAGGUGGGGUUGUGGGAUGGGAGAUCGACGCAGCAAUUAAAUCAUGUUUCUCAGGAUGUGAUUGUGGGGGUUCUCGAUACGGGGGUGUGGCCGGAAUCGAUGAGCUUUUCCGAUAGUGAGAUGCCGAGUGUGCCGACCCGGUGGAAGGGGGAGUGUGAGUCGGGUCAGGAUUUUGACCCGAAAGUUUGUAACAAGAAGUUGAUCGGAGCAAGAGCGUUUUCGAAGGGAUACUUGGCUGCGGUUGGGAACUCGCCGAAGAAGGGGAAGGAGAGUGUGUCUCCGCGUGACGUGGAUGGGCAUGGGACCCACACGGCGAGCACGGCGGCUGGGUCCCAUGUGGGGAACGCGAGCUUGUUGGGGUACGCGAGUGGGGUGGCGCGUGGGAUGGCGAUGCAUGCGAGGGUGGCGACGUAUAAGGUGUGUUGGAAGGCGGGGUGUUUUGGGUCGGAUAUACUCGCGGGGAUGGAGCGUGCGAUUCACGACGGGGUGGAUGUGCUGUCGAUGUCGUUGGGGGGAGGGUCUGGACCGUUUUAUCGUGAUACGAUUGCUAUUGGGGCUUUUACAGCGAUGGAGAUGGGGAUUUUGGUGUCGUGUUCGGCCGGGAAUAGCGGUCCGGUUCAGAGUUCGUUAGCGAAUGUGGCCCCGUGGAUCAUGACGGUCGGGGCCGGGACUCUGGACCGGGAUUUCCCGGCUUUUGCGGUUUUAGGAGAUGGGAGAAAAUUUACCGGAGUUUCAUUAUAUAGUGGUGGUGGUAUGGGUGAAAAACCGGUUGGGAUAGUGUACAAUAAGGGUAUGAGUAGUUCGAGUAAUUUGUGUUUACCCGGUUCACUGGAACCGGAAACGGUUCGAGGCAAAGUGGUUUUGUGUGAUCGCGGUGUUAACGCGCGUGUGGAGAAGGGGAAAGUGGUUAAGGAUGCAGGGGGAGUAGGGCUGAUAUUGGCUAACACGGCGGAGAGUGGUGAGGAGCUUGUGGCGGAUAGUCAUUUGCUCCCAGCGGUUGCGGUGGGGCGAAAAAUGGGGGAUGUUAUAAGGGAGUAUGUGAAGAAGCAGGAGAAUCCGACCGCAGUUUUAAGUUUUGGUGGGACGGUAUUGGGUGUAAGGCCAUCGCCUGUGGUGGCGGCCUUUAGUUCGAGAGGGCCUAAUGUUGUGACACCGCAGAUAUUGAAGCCGGAUGUGAUUGGCCCGGGUGUUAAUAUUUUGGCUGGUUGGUCAGAGGCUGUUGGACCUACUGGAUUGGAUUCGGAUAGUAGGAAGACUCAGUACAAUAUCAUGUCAGGUACUUCAAUGUCUUGCCCUCAUAUCAGUGGGUUGGCAGCACUGCUGAAAGCAGCACAUCCAGAAUGGAGUCCAAGCGCAAUCAAAUCUGCCCUCAUGACCACUGCCUACACUCAAGACAACACCAAAUCCCCACUCCGUGAUGCAGCAACAGGUGGUUUAUCUGACCCAUGGGCAUAUGGAGCAGGCCACGUCGACCCUCACAAGGCCAUAUCUCCUGGCCUUGUGUAUGACUUAACAUCACAAGACUAUGUUGCAUUCCUUUGCUCCAUGGACUACAGCAUUGCUCACAUUCAAACCAUUGUGAAACAUCCCAACGUAACAUGCGCCAAGAAAUUUGCUGAUCCAGGCCACUUAAACUACCCUUCAUUCUCCAUUGUUUUCGGGAAGUCCAGAGUUGCACGAUACACUCGUGAACUAACAAAUGUGGGAGCUGCAGGAUCAGAAUACGAAGUUGUGAUCAAUGCACCAACUAACGUCGGGGUGACUGUGAAUCCAACUAAACUAACAUUCAAAAACGUAGGCGAUAAGCUCCGGUACACAGUCACAUUUGUUUCGAAGAGGGGGAUGAACAGGAUGGGGAAGAGCUCAUUCGGAUCAAUCAGCUGGAACAAUGCUGAACACCAAGUUAGCAGCCCAGUUUCUUUUCAAUGGUCACGUCUAGUGAGAUAAGUGAAUGUUCUUUUAGUCCAUCAAGGCUUACCUUCUCUUGCUUCUCUCGCAUUCAUCAGAGUAAACCCUGCGAGCAAUUUUAAAGUAAAGUGCAAGAGAUGAAUGUGAUGGAGGAAGCCUGAGUUGAGAAGUCUUAUUGUGAUUUUAUAACCCUGAUGUAAUGCUCAAAUUAUAUGCAGUAGAUUAAGGCGGCUUGUAAUGGAAAUCCAACAUGAAAAACAGUUGGAUUGGUGCUUAUUUAAUGAAAUGAAGUUGCACUUGACUUCAGUCAAAUAUAAAUUAUUCCUAUA